Meloidogyne enterolobii is the source of this 523-nucleotide messenger RNA. The record is from the annotation of a GenBank genome assembly. NCBI's taxonomy places the organism in Eukaryota, Metazoa, Nematoda, Chromadorea, Rhabditida, Meloidogynidae.
UCACGCCAAACGCUAAACGCCAAAAAUCGGCCAAAAAUGGACGGCAAACGCCAUGGCGCACAUCCCUGUCCCGUAUAUUAACAUUUAUCAUCCUAAAUCCUCCGAAAUACCUUUUGCUCCUUUAUUAUUCAUUAUUCAGCAAAACUACGGGAAAAACUCUUUGUUUUCCCAGAACCCUGAUAUCUUUUUUAUCCCCAGCAUUUGCUGAUUUACCUCUUAAUCACUCCAAUCCGCCGUUUUUACAAACCCCACAAAUUCCCUAAUAUUCCUGUUAAUAAUUCCCCAACUCUGUCUCUCUGCCCAAAUAUCCACUCCCCGAAUGUUCUCUCCCCAAAUUUCCGGACACGGAUAAGGCUCGUGGUCUAUUCUAACUUUCUUAAAAUGCUUUGAAAAACUUAUUGUGGUUGUUAGUUUUAUAUGCUGCUUCCCUGAUCUUUUUUUCUUACCGUUUCAACUGGCCCUUUUUCCUCAUUUUCUGGUGUUUUCACGCUCAUUUUAUUACUCCAAAUAUCUAUAUCCUUUA